ACAUAUUACUAUGAAGUUGUUGGUAGUUAUCGGUCUAAUUGGAGCUGUGUUAAUAUUCACAAUGCCUAACCAAGUGAAUUCAUUGCCAACGAGGAGACGCAACCGGCCACGUCCUAGUCUGCCGCCUAGAGGUCGGCCCGGGCGUCCGCGCCCUCGACCACGUCCUACCCCGAAUACCCCUACCUCGAAUACCCCUACCUCGAAUACCCCUAUCCCGAAUACCCCUACCCCAAGUCCCCCUGAUUGCACGAGUAUCGCGUCUGACAACAGCCCUGGAAUGGCCCCACUUUACCGUGGCAGUUUGGAUGGAAACCAAAAUUAUGUCAUUAUCAUUAACAACGAUGAGAACACCGAAACAAUUGUGACACAAGUGGUUAACAUGAGAUCUGACAACAGGCGAGGUUUGCAAAACAGAAUGCUCAAAGGGCCCUCAAAUGGAAUAAAGGCAGUCGUUUGUGAUCUUAAUGACGAAGAGUUAAACAGGAUUCGUCAAAUGAACGGUGUGAAGUACGUUGAAAAAGAAGUCAUGUUCAAGACGUCUGAAUCCACUUGGGGCUUAGAUCGCAUUGAUCAGCAAAACCUUCCGCUUGAUAACUCAUAUUUACCAUUGGGUAAUGGGGAAGGUGUGUUUGUAUACGUCAUUGAUACUGGCGUCAAUACUCAUCAUGAGGAAUUUGGUGGUAGAGCAGUGAACUGGUACGACGCUACAACAGGCGAAUAUGAUUCAGAAGAUUGUCUUGGCCACGGCACACACGUUGCCGGCACGGUUGCUGCAGAAAUCUAUGGAGUCGCCAAUAAAGUUAAUAUACGAAGUGUACGUGUGUUUGGAUGCGAAAAUGGAGCUACCUCGUCAGACAUAGUUGAUGCAAUCAAUCAAAUUUUGACUAAUGGACCUGGGGAAAAAGGUAAGCGAAGUCCGUCAGAAGAUAUUUCAACUUUCAACUAAAAAUGUUGUUGAAGACCCAAAAGAGUCCAGCAACCGCCUAUUAUUUACAUGCCCGCAUUCCGAUGAAAGCACUUGUUUAGAUCAGUGAUUGUUUAUGAUUGGUAUGCAGUUUGUGUAUUGUAAUAUUUUUUUAUGAUGUAUUUUUAUUAUUAAAAAUUUGGUUUUAAAAAUAUAGACCUACUGCUACCAUAUGUAUUAUUUCAUUAAUAAUUUCAAUUUUAUAUACUUUUUAGCUAGCUUUCAAAUGACAAUUUCCUUCACUUUAAACAG
Anneissia japonica is the source of this 1216-nucleotide messenger RNA. RefSeq names its product extracellular serine proteinase-like. Gene Ontology annotation, biological process: proteolysis. Gene Ontology annotation, molecular function: serine-type endopeptidase activity. Lineage: Eukaryota; Metazoa; Echinodermata; Crinoidea; Comatulida; Comatulidae. The record is from RefSeq and is a predicted model, not a curated record.